ACCGGAAAUAUGUCGGACUGAAGAGAGCUCAAUCCCUAGAGAGACAACCGUAUACGGAUCAAGGUUUUACGAUUUCAUCAACUCGCAACCCUAAUUCCUCUUCUUCUUUCUCAUCCAAAUUUGAAUAGGAAUCAUGGACUCUCUGGCUACUGGUGGUGAUACGAAGGCUGGGUUUCGUAAGCCUUCAAAUGACGCAACCAACCGAAAGUAUAGGCGCCGCUCUCCAUCUAGCGGCUCCUCUUCCUCAGAUGGGAGCCCGAGACAUGAUCGUAGCUCUAGCCCAAUGAUUUCCAAGGAAGAUUUGUCAAAAGAUUCUGACUCUCGUAGGAGGAAAGCUGAUGGGAGAGAUAUGGACAGGACUCACGUUGGACGAAACAGUGAUUCAUAUAAAUCUUCAAGGAGUUCUCGUGGUGAUUAUCGCAGGCAUGAUGACCAUGAUAGACACAAGUCUUAUUCUGAUCGGACAAGGCAAGAAAAUGAUCAGUAUAGAUCUAGAGACCAUUUGGGUAAUAAGGAUAGAAACUACUCUGGACAUAGAAGCAGCAGAGAUAAUAGAGAGAAGGAAACCUUGUCUACUGAACACAACAAGUACAAGGAUUCCGCCUCUCAUAGAACUGGAUCUGAUAAUCGCGAUGCAAGGAAGGACUACUUGAGGAAUUCGGGUGAUCGGAAAAACAACCAUUCACAUCUUCAUGAAGAAUCAAGGGGACAUAGAAGUGAAACAAGCUCACAGAAGAACACUGAUGGCCAUCAAUCAAAAGAAGUUUCCAAAGUUGUCUAUGAAGAAAUGAAUGAUGAGAAGAAUAACAAAGAGGAAAAGAAGAAGGAUAGUGAGAAUUUGGGAAUGGGUAGGACCAAAGACCAAGGAGAACAUUUAGUAAACUCGGAAUCUCCUUCCAAAAAAGCUAAGUUCCUCGGUUUUGAGAAAGCUGGUGGAGGGCAGUCCUCGAGUUUGAAGCAAAGCGGGGAUGUUGUUGUUAGUAAGAUGACCACACAGCCAGCUCUAACUUCUGAUGAUAUAGACGCAGCAAAGGUUGCUGCAAUGAAAGUAGCAGAGUCAGUUAACAGGAACCUUAUCGGCACUGGCUUCAUGACUGCUGAUCAGAAGAAAAAGCUACUAUGGGGGAAUAAAAAGAAUACUGUUUCAGAAGAGCAGCCUGGUAAUAAUAGAUGGGAUUCAUCUCUGUUUAAUGACCGUGAGCGAGAAGAGAAAUUUAAAAAGCUCAUGAGUCUGAGGUUGGCUUGGUGCAUAUGGCCCAUUAUUGUAGGGUGUAAAGGGAGAGCAGAAGAAGACAGAUCAGGGUCAUCAAGAUCAAGCUGCCGACAAGCAGAGGGAGGAACAACUGCAGCUGGACUUGGAGAAGCAGUACACUGCUGGACUUCGUCGCAGAGAUGGACGCACAGUUGGCCUUGGCCUCUGAGGACGACGAGGAAGAAGAUCAAGAUCAUCUUUGGGGUUUUGUUUUAUAAAACUUAUGCUAAUGUAGUUAUUGUCAUUCGAAUGCUCUUUUUACCUUUUAUAGAACUUUUGUGUCAUUGGACACAGAAUGCUUGGAAAUGUACUGCCCUACCCAACAUUAUUAUAGAUAGUGGUUUCAUUUUAAAACACACUUUUGUUAUAGAGAGUUAUUCUCAAAGAAGCCUGUUGACUUGGUAAAUUAAUCUCUACAGGGCAAAUCUCUCUUCUAAAUGAAUCUUUUUACACUUA
Messenger RNA from Impatiens glandulifera, 1708 nucleotides. RefSeq names its product arginine/serine-rich coiled-coil protein 2-like. Bases 134 to 1657 code for a protein of 507 amino acids. The transcript has 6 exons. Lineage: Eukaryota; Viridiplantae; Streptophyta; Magnoliopsida; Ericales; Balsaminaceae. The record is from RefSeq and is a predicted model, not a curated record.